AUGGGAUUAACACUGCAAGUCGACACUAAUGAUGACAAUGUCAGCCGCGAGGAGAACGAUUGGCUGCAAUAUCAACAACAAGCCGAUUCUGACAGUGACUCGGACGAUUCUUUCUUUAAUAGGAAAUCAGAUAACCCAUUCAUCCGAGCUGGUACUGUCGCCGUUAACUUGGCGAAAAAAUGCGACACGUUCUUCGCCAAGAUAGGGGUGCGAAAAGCUGAAAUACACCGUGACCCCAAGACUGGGAAUUGCAUGACCUGUGGAGGUAUGGACGAGGGGUUUUUCUCUCUUGUCACGGAUAUCGAAAAGAGGGCCGCAGCUGGGUGUCUGUCUUGCAGCAUCAUCUGCGCUGGUGUACGAGCAUGUCUACCAAGGCACAUUGCCAUUAGCUCAAGAGUCUCUGUGAUGGAGACCUGGAACUCAGGAUGUGCUGGACGCCAGUUCAUCCGAACGAAAAGAAGAUCAGCGACGAUGAAAGGGGCCUACGGUGUCAUCGUUGCCAGGAGCGACCAUUUGGAUCUUAGCAAGAUCUUUGUCCCCUGGACUCAGUUACGAGAGCAAGUUCUUGCCGAACUUAACUUCUUCGGUACUCAAGAAGAACCUGCAUCGUGGGACUCCAUCGGCCUCGCUUACCACAUCUCCGGAGACACAUCUUCCGAUGCAGCUUUUCGAUGGUUUCAAGCUCGCCUACAGCACUGCAUUUCAGAGCACUCAUUCUGUAGGACAACAGAUAGUGACAGGCGAAUGCCAACCCGCGUUCUGGACAUAGGGCCUUUCGACGAUCACGUCGAGGGUUCGCAUGAGACAACUGAUUGCGACAUUCGACUUCACGAGACCCAAGGGAUUUGCGAUAGAUAUGUCUGCUUAAGCUACUGUUGGGGAGGCACCAUAGAUAUCCGCUUGACCAAAGAUCGAUAUCAUUCCUACAUGCACCGGAUCACUUGGUCAUCUUUGCCCGAAGGGUAUCGCGACGCUGUAAGACUGACUCGCAAGCUGGGAAUCCGCUACAUCUGGAUUGACUCGCUCUGUAUCAUCCAGGACGACAAGGACGAUUGGAGAGCAGAGGCAGCUCAUAUGGCAUCAGUCUUUCAAGGCGCCCACGUCACGAUUUCGGGAACGAAAUCCUCGAACCCUCACCAGAGCUACUUCGCCCAUAGCGAUAGCAAGUACAAAGCAAAGAGGGUAGAGCAUCGCGAUGACAAGGGGAAGACAUGGCACGCAAACGUGCGACACACCGUUCCGCACUUCUUCUCAUCCGACGCAUCUGGUGAACCAAACUACAGCCCAGGUGACUUCCCUUUGCUGAACCGUGGCUGGGUAUUCCAGGAGCGUCUACUGUCUCCCCGAAUCCUACACCUUGGAGAUGUAGAGAUGGCUUGGGAGUGUAACGAGGUCUGCGCCUGCGAGUGUAUGGGAGAGACCACGAUAUACGACACCGAACCAAGAUGGGCGCAUACCAAGGGUGCUCACGUACGAAACUUGUCAUCUGCGACUGAGGCCAAGGAGCUGUACCCAGAUUGGCGCAGUACGGUGCAGAAUUACAAAAGAACGAGGCUCACUUAUCAAGAUGACAUCCUCCCAGCCAUUGCAGGCGUGGUAAAAAAUAUGCAGAGGUAUAGAAAAGACAGGUACCUGGCCGGGGUCUGGGAAGACAGCUUGCUUGACGAUCUCGCCUGGCAGGCUACCCAAAGUGUUCUCCCUCGACUGGACGCUUGGACAGCUCCGACGUGGUCAUGGGCAUCUGUGACAUCAAGAAUCCACUAUUCCAACCUACGUACGACAUUGGCAUCCAAGUUCAUGGAAGAGGCGAAUGCGAAAAUGCAAAGAACAGUGGUCAUCGAAGCUUCAACGGAGUCUGCGGGAGCAGAUCCAACAAUGGAGAUUAUCUCGGGCCACAUAACUUUAUCCGGGCCAAUGAUCACAGCACGCCUAGAGAAUGAUGAAGAAGGGGAAAUCGACGCUCCUAUACCGACCUAUUUCGCUCUACACGGCAGCACGUUACUGGAAAUAGCCCCUGACUACAAUUUCUGGGCGCCUGGUAAAGAUUAUGUGCCGCUUGGCAGCACCAUUUAUCUUUUACACUUGUGCAGAGAGCCCGAACUUCGGAACAAGAACGGCAUAGGCACUAAGAAAAUGCCGACCAAAGCUUUUUCUCUCGUGCUUCGAAAGGUGGAUGACGAUGGAGACACUUUCACCGUCAGCGGUCACAGCAAGAAAGGAAACACCAAGGGCGAUCGUUCUUCAGUACAUUCAGACCACGGGACGUAUGAAAGAAUCGGGAUACUGAUACUGGCCUGCGAUGACGAUAGGACAGAGGAUUAUGUAGUCGAAAAUGGUAGAGAUAGCGUGGUGAAGUUGAUUUGA
Colletotrichum costaricense is the source of this 2364-nucleotide messenger RNA. RefSeq lists its product as uncharacterized. The record is from RefSeq and is a predicted model, not a curated record. The transcript has 2 exons. The coding region runs from base 1 to 2364 and encodes 787 amino acids. Lineage: Eukaryota; Fungi; Ascomycota; Sordariomycetes; Glomerellales; Glomerellaceae.